Messenger RNA from Columba livia (rock pigeon), 2437 nucleotides. Its product is annotated as nucleolar RNA helicase 2-like. The record is from RefSeq and is a predicted model, not a curated record. The coding region runs from base 16 to 2373 and encodes 785 amino acids. Lineage: Eukaryota; Metazoa; Chordata; Aves; Columbiformes; Columbidae. The transcript has 15 exons. Gene Ontology annotation, molecular function: helicase activity; ATP binding; RNA binding.
CGGCGCAGCGGCUGUAUGGGCGGCGUGUGGAGCCGGGCAGCGCGGCUUGGCCUCCCCGCGGCCCGGGCGGCGGCCCCGCUCAGCAGCCGGCAGCGCUGCUGGCUGUCCGGGCCGGGCCCGCUGCUGCUGGCGGCGGCGCUGCCCCGCGGCCCGGGCCGCCCGCUGGCCGCGCUGCACGCCGCGCCUCACUUCCUGCGCGCCGGGGCGGGGCGCGACGUGCGGGGCCGCCGCUGGGACUCGGGCAGCAGCAGCAGCAGCAGCAGCGCCGCCGCCGCGCAGCUCUCCGGGGAGCCGCCCGCCGCCAUGCCCGCCGCCGGCCCCGCCGCCAGCCCCGCCGAACCGCAGGCGCCGGCCGGGGCCGAGUCCGUGCGGCGCGGCCGCCGGAGGAAGGUCAAGGAGGCGGCCCAGGAGAAGAAGCCGAAGCGGCGGGAGAAACUGAAGCGGCGCGGUCAGGCCGGGGGCGAGCAGGCCCAGCCCGAGGAGAGCGGGCUGGCCGAGCUUGAGCCCCCCCUGCCCAAGAAGACGAAGCAAGGCAAGGAGAGCGGCGGCGCCGAGCGUGCGGCGAAAGCCCCUGCCGCCCAGAGCAGCGGAGCCGCGUCCCCGGGAGAGCAGGACGGCCGUGCCGAGGAGCUGACAGAAGAAGCAAAAGAAGGCGCCUUCUCCAAUUUUCCUCUCUCCCAAAACACCAUCAACCUUCUCAAAGCUCGAGGUGUAAAAUACCUGUUCCCCGUGCAAGUGAAGACUUUUCAGCCCAUAUAUGACGGCAAAGACGUCAUUGCUCAGGCUCGAACGGGAACUGGGAAAACCUUUUCUUUCGCUCUCCCGCUGGUUGAAAAGCUUCAGAGUGUCUCACAAGACGGGAGAAGAGGCCGUUCACCAAAAGUGCUGGUUCUGGUUCCGACCAGGGAACUGGCCACACAGGUAGCCAAAGACUUCAAGCAUCUCACCAGGAAGCUGUCCGUGGCUUGUUUCUAUGGAGGAACUCCGUAUAGAGAACAGCUUGAUCUCCUUAAAAGUGGCAUCGAUAUUCUAGUGGGAACUCCUGGGCGCAUCAAAGACCACAUUCAGAAUAGCAAGCUGGAGCUUUCCAGCGUGAAGCAUGUUGUUCUGGAUGAAGUCGAUCACAUGUUGGACAUGGGCUUUGCUGAACAAGUGGAAGAAAUCUUAGGAUUUGCUUAUAAAAAAGGUUCUGAGAACAACCCCCAGACGCUGCUGUUUUCUGCAACUUGCCCACGGUGGGUGUAUGAUGUGGCCAAAAAAUACAUGAAAGACGAAUACGAACAGAUCGACCUGAUUGGAAAGAAGACGCAAAGGACCGCCACGACUGUGGAACACUUGGCUAUACAGUGUCGCUCCUCUCAGAGAGCAGGAGUCCUCGGGGAUAUCAUUCAAGUCUACAGCGGCAGCCGUGGCCGCACCAUCGUCUUUUGCGAGACCAAAAAGGAAGCAAACGAGCUCGCUAUGAAUGCUUCUCUCAAACAGGAUGCCCAGUCCUUGCAUGGUGACAUCCCACAGCAACAGAGAGAAGUCACAUUAAAAGGCUUUAGAACUGGUGUGUUUGAAGUUCUCAUUGCAACAAACGUAGCUGCCCGUGGUUUGGAUAUUCCUGAGGUCGACCUUGUUAUACAGUGUUCACCACCAAAAGAUGUCGAUUCCUACAUCCACCGUUCUGGACGAACGGGUCGAGCCGGCCGGACUGGGGUCUGCAUCUGUUUAUUUCAGAGGAGAGAGGAAGAUCUCCUGAAGCAGGUUGAGCACAAAGCGGGGAUUACGUUUAAGCGUGUAGGUGUUCCUUCUGCUACAGAUGUAAUUAAAGCUUCAAGUAAUGAUGCCAAAAAGUUGUUGGAAGCCAUUCCUCCUUCUGCAGUAGACUACUUCAAAAAAUCUGCUCAAGAGCUCAUAGACGAAAAAGGAGCAGUUGCUGCCCUGGCUGCAGCUCUGGCCCAUAUUUCUGGGGCAUCUUACAUACAGCAGCGCUCCUUACUCAACUCAACUGCGGGCUUUGUGACCAUGGUGUUGAAGUGCUCAAUAGAAAUGCGUAGCAUGAGCUAUGCUUGGCGAGGACUAAAAGAGCAGCUUGGUGAGGAAGUGGAUGGCAAAAUAUCUGCAAUGCGUUUCCUCAAGGGGAAGAUGGGGGUGUGCUUUGAUAUCCCUGUUGAUGAACUGAGUAACAUACAGGAGCAGUGGAAGGACACCAGGCGCUGGCAGCUGUCGGUGGCAGAGGAGUUGCCUGAGCUGGAGGAGUCGCCCCAGGAGGCUGGACGAGGGUUCUCCAGGUUCGGAAAUGGGAGGCAAAGUGACGGCGGCUUCAAGAGGAACAACUGGGUUAAGAACGGAAACCGGGGGCGCAAUUUUAACAAGUCACUUGAUUAACCUCUGGUAACGGAUACAGGACUGAGCUGAUUUUUAUCGAAAAGUAAAAGCCUGUUGGACACUU